Oldenlandia corymbosa var. corymbosa is the source of this 4267-nucleotide messenger RNA. The record is from the annotation of a GenBank genome assembly. Lineage: Eukaryota; Viridiplantae; Streptophyta; Magnoliopsida; Gentianales; Rubiaceae.
GCUCGACUUGAAAUAACACAUCCGUGUCACUGCUCCCCGGAAGACCGCACCUCCACCUCAUCUAGUAUAUACAAGACCUUAAUAAAUUUCUACCCAAAAUAUAUUUUAAAUCACAUCUUUUAGGGGUGGGAACCGACGUACAUUGCGUUUUUUUUCUGCCCAGACUUCCCGUCUUGUUUUUGCCUCGAACCACCACCGCCACCGCCACCUGCACCGCGACCGCGACCGCGACCGCCACCGUCACCGUCGUAUCCAUAGCCGUCUCUAUUUGAGAUGCUGAAGUUUUGCCACCGUUAACGCAUUGGCCAAGUCCGAUAAUCGACGAGGUAAUCAUUCCAUCCAAAGUAGGGUUUGAAGGCUGAGUUGAAAGGAGGGAAAACAAUGGGCCGCAUUCAUUUAGAAGUUCGGUGUUCCAAGGAAGUUAGAGGAAUUGCAUGUGAUCCUGACCCUGAUUGGAGCUUUGAAGGGCUUAUUUCGGAGCUUAGUGAACUUGAAAACAAGCUGACAUAUAAUUUAAAGAUUUCCUCUUCUUCUGCUAAGACUGAUGGCCGGUAUGCAUGUUUUUUGGGUAUAGUUAUUUGGGAUCCUAGGUGUUAUGAGCCUUUGGUUUUAGAAGAUUGCAUAUAAUGUAUUUGUUUGGAAUGAGCAGAGAAAUUUCCAAGUCAAAGAACAAAGAAGUUCAGAAGUCAAAGGACAAUAAUAAAGGUUCAAGGGCUUUUGUGAUGCGACUGUCAGAUGAAGAUUUUGAGUUUGAUGAUCAUCGAGAUGAGAAAGUUAUUGUUGGGGGUAGGAGAUUUGCUUGUGCGGAACUCUUCCUCAGUGACAAUGAAGAUUCCGAUGAUGAUUCAGUGGUUGGGGUUGAAACCAAGUUGAUGCCUCGUGCUAGCUUAGUGGAUCGUGCUCUUUCAGAAAUAACUAAUGACCGACAACUUGCCAUCAUGGACAAAAUUAGAAGCCAUAAGAUGGACUUGGAAAUGACUCUGCUAAAUGAAAAUGAGAAGUUUGCCUCUAAUCUUGCUAAUACUGAGAAAAACGCCGAAAGAAAACGUGAUAGAGAGAGGAAUUUUGAUCGGCAGUACCAAAGGAAAAUUGCAGAAGCAUUGGAUACUCAUUUGACCGCUGUACAGAGGGAUCAUGAGCAAAAGUCACAAAUAGAAGAAAGAAGAAUAAUAGAUGCAAAAGUUCGUGAAGAGGCCCAGAGAAAGGAAAGGGAGGAAAGGGAGAGAGAAGAGAAAAGGAGACAAGAAAAGAUUAAAGCUGACUCUGAGCUGCAGGCGAGAGUAGAGGCUGAGAGAGCUGAAGCCGAAAAGAAAGCUGCAUCAUUAGAAGCCGAAAGGAAAGCAGCAGCAUUAGAAGCCAAAAGGAAAGCAGAAGAAGCAGCACAGCAGCAAACUUCUGUAUUGCAGAGUUCUCUUUCUCAGUCAACCGAAAGCGUAUGGCGAACAGGCAAUCUCGUUAAAAGUACAGAAACAGCUAUAAAAAUUGAAGAAAAAAGAUUGCAGAUGUACGACAAAGUUUGUGCCGAUAACCGUGCCUUGCAAAUGAGUACUAAUAUGGAUUAUAAUGCUCAUGAACGGAACAUAAAAAGAAAUAUCCGGACCAUGAGGGGAUCACAAAAAAGUGUCAGUGAUAAAGCAGAGGCAUUACUUCAUCUAAUUAAUCAACAAUCUGUUCCCCAGUCCAUCAGUAUCAUGAUGUUUGUGGAUAUGAUCGUUGCCCAGUGCAAUAAACCUACGGACAAUAGAUCUCUUUAUGCUUAUGGUCAACUCGCUGUCCUUGUUGCUUCACAGGUGCCACCUGUCAUGGACAUGCUGAUUGCAAAGUUGAACAGAGUAUGCAUCUACACUGUUCCCAAACACAUAUCUUACUCGAAGUCUGUAUUUACAACUCACGAAGAAUACUACAAUGCAAUUGGUUUUGAACAAGAAGAGGACGGAAAGAUUGAAAGUGUGGAUAGUUUUAUUGGGCGCAUGACGUCUUGCAUGAAACUAUAUGGUGCCAUAGUCCAGACUGAGGUUCGGCGUUUCCAAAACUUGCACGGCAUUGAAGAAGGUUGGGCAUGGCUUGCUAGGUUUUUGAAUGCUCUCCCGCCAAAUUCAUACACAGCAGUUGCGCUUUACUCGUUUAUAGAAAUGGCAGGAUAUGCUCUGUAUAAAAGGUUCAGAAACCAAUUCAUGAAAGUAUUACAAAUUAUAGAGCGAGAUUAUCUGGACGUAUUACCAGAAGACCUAAAGUCGACCACAGCGAUGCAUAAUUUUCGUGAUUAUCUGAGGUCAAAACAGUUUCUGAAUGAACCAGAAGAAAGGCAAUUAAAGACCGAGGUCUUGUCUAGUGCUGUUGAGUUUUACUAGAACUGGCCAUCAUCUUACUUUCUGCAUGCUCGUCUGGGAGGUUGACUGGGCUGGAUCGGAUGAAAGCGCAAAAUCACUGUAACCUAGUUUCUGGAAGCAUUAGAAUGUAGUAUAAAAGUAUGGUGUUUCAUUAGCUGAAGAUAGUGUCGUAGUUUAACAAACAUAUAUAUAUAUAUAUAUAUAUAUAUAUAUAUAUAUUUGUGUUGGUGGAAUACUAAUCUUAUCAGAGCUGGACAUGUAACUUCAGUUCAUACUGUUUCCAUCAUGCUGUAUAAUUUAAGCAUGCAGUGUGUGUUUGUCCAUUCGAUAAAUUUAGUAAUUAUGAUGGUUUAUAUGGAAGAAAGUUGCUAACUAUCCAACUUUGGUAAACUCUUUUUAAGCUGUUUAUAUUGUUCAGAACAGUGGAUGGGAGUGUGAUUCUUACAGCUGCGCAGCUAUAGCAACCCGGUUCCCCCUUCUUCCAAAAUUAAACAAAUAAAACUCAUCCUCACCAAAAGUAAGGUAGAAAAGGGGCUAAAAGGAAACAUAUAGAAUCAAGAAGGAUGCUGCAGGGAUGAAUCCUGAUCUAGCAAAAUUCUACACAGAUAAUAGCUAACCCGGAGUGAACCAAACACAUAUGAAAUGACCUUUUCUGACUGCUGAAAUAAAAUGUAUGUCCCCUCGGGUAUAUAGAUGAUUUAGGAUGGCCCUUGCGCAAGGAUGACACAAACCGAGGUAACACAAAUCCGAUCUUCUGGCCAAGCUUCUUAGUACAAUCGAUGACGUACAGCGGAGCGAUUUUGAGGGUUCUUAUGCCCAGUUUUGAAAAAAGAGUCGAGCUGGUCAUCUAAUCCAUAGCCAUCCAAGUCAGUCUUAGAUUAAACAAAACCUCAAAAAAGAAAGACUGCACUAAAACUCAAGUUACACUUGAAGAAGCAAGCUAGAAGAUCGUGUACACAUGCAACUACACUGAAAGAUAAUCCUUUCAGACUUAGGUACAAAAUUGUAUCUGUGGCCCUCUCGUUAAGUCUUUUCAAUCAAAGUAGAGAUCUCUAAAUAUGUUCUUUCUGCAAGGAUUGUAAAGCCACCAAUAUUGGUUGUUCAAACCCAUAAUUGUUCCGCAGCUUGACUCAACAAGUCCUUCAAUAUUGAAAGGCUGCUUGAACCAGGAUGAUCAUAAGUCUCUUUUUUCCAAGUUGCUACACUGUGCAUGCACAGCAGAGCGCCCUUUGGAAAAUCUGCACGGGCCAAGAACACUGUAUAAGUUUGUCAACCGUCUGUGCAUUACAUUAUCUCGAACGCAUGCUUAUCCAUAAGGUAACUUGGCGAUGGCGCCUUUUGGACGGUAUGAUCUGAAACUGCUGCUAGAAGAAGCUGAGCCAUGGACAGGCGGAGGCAGAGGCAUCCUGUUUGGGGCCUUGUAAGUUCGACAUCUGAGUGAUGAUGACAAUAUUACUAGUGCGUACAUCGAUUGACAUUUAUAUAGCAAAUAUCGGAGUUUUCUACAGCUGAAAUGAUUCUAUAAUUUUACGUACCCUAGUAGGUUGAGUUCAAUUGUAGCCUUAUAUUGGGAAGGUACUUCCAUGAGGGCGGCAAGUGCAAAUUCUGCCUGUUUCCUCUGUGGAUCCACAUUUUUCGACAUUAUCUCCGUAAAGUUCACAAACUGUGACCAAAGAAAAGUGAGAGAAAACACAUCCCAAUUUCAACAUAUAUAUAUAUAUAUAUAUUUUUUUAAAAAAAAUAAAUAAAAAAUAAAAAAUCACCCCAUAGACCCCACUUAAAUGUGGGUAAAACCUCCCUUACAAUCCCUGGGAAUGAACCCUAGUCCAUUACCAAGAAGGACAUUAACCUAAUCACUGGACUGCCAUUCAAUUCUCCUCAAUUUCAACAUAUUUUAGUGCGGUUAAGACAAAGAAAUAACUGAAAAUCUUGCUGAC